Messenger RNA from Alligator sinensis (Chinese alligator), 3440 nucleotides. It is a transcript of the gene ASNS, whose product is annotated as asparagine synthetase (glutamine-hydrolyzing). The transcript is spliced from 12 exons. The record is from RefSeq and is a predicted model, not a curated record. Gene Ontology annotation, molecular function: asparagine synthase (glutamine-hydrolyzing) activity. The coding region runs from base 505 to 2190 and encodes 561 amino acids. Gene Ontology annotation, cellular component: cytosol. Lineage: Eukaryota; Metazoa; Chordata; Crocodylia; Alligatoridae.
GCGGGCCGCCUCCCACCAAGGGCACUGCUGAAGAGGCAGCAGCUGAUUUCUUAGGACAAAUGGGAGGAGGACAGAGUGGAUCCCAGGUUAACAAGGAGGGAGCCGGAAGGGCACAGGGAGCAGGCACCACGGCCCCCUGAACGCCUGUGGGUGCCUUGGGGAACCUCUGCCCGGAGAGGGGGGCGGGCAGGCGCUGGGGAGGGUUCGUCUUGCCUCCGCUGGCACCUGGGGACCUGCUUGCCCCAGGACAGAGAGAGCAGCAGGUGGAGGGUGGUUUUAGGUCCUGCCGGGCCUGGGCGCAGGCCCAGCCACUGCAUUCGUUUUUUGCAAAAAUACUUUUGUUCCUGAGGUAGGAAGAUAGCCUCCCCCCAUCUUUCCUCCCCUCUCCCCCAUCAGCCUGGAAAUGGCCCAGAGCCCAGCAAUGAAUCCAGCAGCAGGGGUUGCUGUCAUGCACAAAGGUCUCCGUUUUUGGUAGCUGUGAUACAUCCCUCGUCAGAUUUCACGAUGUGUGGCAUUUGGGCCCUUUUUGGAAGUGAUGAAUGCCUUUCUGUCCAGUGUCUGAGCGCCAUGAAAAUAGCCCACAGAGGUCCUGAUGCAUUUCGUUUUGAAAAUGUUAAUGGCUUCACCAACUGUUGUUUUGGUUUCCACCGACUUGCAAUUGUUGAUCAGCUAUAUGGAAUGCAGCCUAUUCGAGUGAAGAAGUUUCCAUAUUUAUGGCUAUGUUACAAUGGAGAAAUCUACAAUUUCAGAGAGUUGAAAAAACAGUUUGGAUUUGAAUUUCAAACUUUAGUGGAUGGCGAGGUGAUUCUUCAUCUAUAUAGCAGAGGAGGAAUAGAGGAAACAGCGUCCAUGCUAGAUGGUGUAUUUGCAUUCAUUCUGCUGGAUACUGGAAACAGAAAAGUGUUUCUGGGAAGAGAUACUUACGGAGUGAGGCCAUUGUUUAAAGUGCUGACUGAAGAUGGAUUUUUGGGUGUUUGCUCAGAAGCAAAAGGUCUUAUGAACUUAAAGCACUCGAUGUCUUCUUGUCCUAAAGUGGAGCCGUUUCUUCCGGGACACUACGAAGUGUUGGAUUUAAAACCAUCUGGUAAAAUUGCGUCAGUGGAAGUGGUAAAAUUUCACAGUUGUAAAGAUGAACCUCUGCAUGCUGCCUAUGAUACAGUGGAAAAUUUGCCUUCAGGUGUUGAGCUUGAAACUGUAAAAAGCAACAUUCGGAUUCUGUUUGAAAAUGCUGUUAGGAAACGUCUGAUGUCUCACAGAAGAAUUGGUUCUCUUCUGUCAGGAGGGUUGGAUUCCAGCUUGGUUGCUGCAAUGCUCCUGAAGCUGAUGAAAGAAUCAAACAUCACAUACCCCUUACAAACUUUUGCAAUUGGUAUGGAAGACAGUCCUGAUUUACUGGCUGCCAGAAAGGUAGCAGCUCAUAUUGGCAGUGAACAUCAUGAAGUAAUAUUUAAUUCUGAAGAAGGCAUUCAGGCAUUAGAAGAGGUUAUUUUUUCCUUGGAAACCUAUGACAUUACAACAGUAAGAGCUUCAGUAGGUAUGUAUCUAGUUUCAAAAUACAUACGCAAGAAAACAGACAGUGUUGUCCUUUUCUCAGGAGAAGGCUCAGAUGAACUGGCACAAGGAUAUAUCUACUUCCAUAAGGCUCCCUCUCCUGAAGAAUCUGCGGAAGAGAGCGAGAGGCUUCUGAGAGAGCUCUACCUGUUUGAUGUUCUUCGUGCAGACAGAACUACUGCAGCUCAUGGUCUUGAAUUGAGAGUCCCAUUUCUGGAUCACCGGUUUACUUCUUAUUACCUAUCCCUGCCAGCAGAACUGAGAAUCCCAAAGAAUGGAAUUGAAAAAUAUCUUUUGAGAGAGUCCUUUCAGGAUUCCAACUUGCUUCCUAAAGAGAUACUCUGGAGACCCAAAGAAGCCUUCAGUGAUGGUUUAACCUCUGUCAAGAAGUCAUGGUUUUCAAUUCUCCAGGACUAUAUUGAUCAGCAGGUUGAUGACCUUCUGUUGGAAAAAGCAGCUGAGAAAUUUCCUUUCAAUCCACCUAAAACUAAAGAAGGCUAUUACUAUCGCCAGAUCUUUGAAAAGCACUACCCGGGGCAAAGUGACUGGCUUCCCCAUUAUUGGAUGCCAAGAUGGAUUAAGGCUACUGAUCCUUCUGCUCGCACAUUGAAGCAUUACAAGUCAACCGCUCAAGAAUAGGCUUUCUAGUAAUUCCAGAACAGAAAUGACUAGGUUUCAAGUGGUUUUUUUUUAAAUGUCUUUUUAAGUUAGGUGCCAAAUGAACUCUUAAAUCUUGCUAGUUUGCUACCAGCAUCUUUAAAAAUCUGUGUUAAUUCUAAUGGGAGUCAAACUGCUGAAACCCUCAGGAAACUCCAGUGUGUGUUGAGUGUCUCCUUAUUAAAUAAAUGGAGCUCCUCAGAUAGUUGUUUACACUUACUUCUCAUCCAGAAUGACCGCUGACAUGAUCUGUCUCCUACUCUGCUGUACAUGCCGCACUGGUAGCAUUAUAGCAUCUUUAGAGCAGCUUCAGCAGGUCAGGGGAGUAUUUGUGUUAGAGCACCACAGUGCAGAGCAGCUGUAAGCAGCUCUGUCCUACCCCAUUCCAAAUCUGGCGUAAUGACUGGUUUGUGGAUAGACUGUCUGCCAAACUUCAUAAUAGCAUUACCAAAGCACGAAUGUACUUCUGAUUUAAUGUAUAUCUUGUCCAAGAAACCAAAGCCAGUUGAUAUUUAAUUGAAUACUAGAGAUAAAUGAAUGCUGUUCUGGUUAAAAUAAAUGUAUUGAGGUCCUUUUGAACUAACUGAGUGUGCAUUUUUUUUGGAGGGGGCACUAAAUCUCUGUUCAAGAAUCUGCACUGUGGUGAUGCCUAGGUACCUGGGAUCUUGUACAUCAUUUGUCAAAGUGCAGCUAUUGCAUUCUAAUUUUCCAAGAUUAAGUGAUUAUAAAAUCACAGUAGUUCUAGUGAGUCCUAUCAUGAAAAGCAUUUUUUCAUCAAAUGUAAAUCAUGAAUUUUAGUAGGCUAAGAGUUCUCAACUUGAGGGUUGCAACAAUCCUACCUUUUUUCCUGGCUUCAUGAGGUUGCUUUAUUACGGGGUGUCUUGGGCCCAACAAGGGAUAAAAUGUUAAUGAAACCUUUUUCUAACUGCUUAAUAUUUUAAAUGUGAAGUACAGCACAGGAUUUUAUGUCAUGUUAUUGUGGCUGUACUUCCAUUGUAACAACCACCAUUAAUUGUUUAAAACCUUUUAUUAAAAAUUGGGAGGGAGGAAGGAAAGAAAAGCAGUUAAAGCAGCUGAAAUAGGUACUAUUAAGUAAAGUUUUAUUGUUAUGAAUAUCCUAUAUUUUCUUUCUCAUAUUAUUGCUGUAUAAAGUAUUAUUUUUAUAUGGACUAUGUACGUAUUAAAAAUAUUAACAGUCCUUUAUUAGGGAAAAUAAAAGGUUAGUUUAAAUA